AUCAUCAUGACCAAUAUAGCUAUCAUAAUCGGAAUAGCGAAAUCAAAACAAUUCACUGACGGCGCAUCCUCGAAAGAUGUUAAUGAGAGAAAGACUCUGAUUAAUCUACUUAUUGUCUCAGCUAUGUAUGUUGUUUUCAUGACACCAAACUCGGUCAUGCUUAUAAUAAUCUUCAAUCAACCACAGGAAGUUGAUGGAACCUACAUCACUCUACUUAAAAAUUUCUUCAAAAUUUUCUCUCAGAUAAGUUAUUUCAAUUAUUGUCUUAACUUUGUCGUGUAUGGAUUUUCUUUGCCGUUCUAUCGCAAGGAAAUGGCGCGAAUGUUUUACUGGUGUCGACAUUCUGAGCGUAAAUCCUUGUCCUAACAUCCAUCCUUUUCAUGUCGUUUUCUAUUCUAUGUUCAUUUUGAUGAUAGCGAGGUUUCGGAAGCCUUACGAAGAGCUACGAACGACGAUGUCCGAAGUCAAGUAAAUGUAUUUUAUCGACGAUUUGUCUUGAAAUGAAAAAAAUGGCCGCUGAUGUAAGGACGUCCGCAGAAAUCGUUCCAAUGUAUUUUAAACUACGACACUGGUAUGAUUUGAAGCUUGAUGUCGAUCUAUCUUAAUUCACUGUAUGUUUGAAGUUAAUGAGAUGUAACUAUCCACAUACACAGAAAGACUAGAAGUGUUAUGAGACAUGUUUGUAAAUUAUCAUUCAACGUGUUUUCAUAAUACAGAUAAAAGCGAUUUGAUAAGCGAUUGACCUACAUCAACAUCAAUAGGCCUUGGCAUGAUUGGAACUGGUAGAUGAAUAACUUGAUACAACAUUGCACAUGUUUCAUGCGUGCUUGACAGCGGUAAUCGUACCAACUGUCCACCGAAUUACUAUUUCUGCACUGCAGCUGACAGCUGUACAUAGACUCUUUACAUGUGGACAUUUACGUAAUGGUUACAAUGCGUCGUCUUGCUUGCGUACAGCAGCACACUGUUUCGUGUAGGCCUACAUGCAGGCGUACUCAACAACACUGUGUAAACGAUUUGACAUGUUUUACAUCAUACCAAAGUCGCUGAUAUACUACAUGUAGUUGGGGCCGACCGGAGGCCCUCAAAACACCAAGGCCGGACAAUUUUGGAGUUUCAUCCCUUGGGCAGACACUUUAUCAGCUUGAUCUAAGGGAAAGAAAUGUCGAAAUGUGGAGAACUGACGACGGGCUUUCUACGGAAGCUUGGCCGGAAAAAGGCUAUACCCAAAGACGUCAUGGAGACGCCCCUGAAGCGAUGUUUGACGACAUCCCAUCUCGUGUUCUUAGGAAUUGGACAAAUGGCUGGUGCAGGGAUGUACAUCAUGACUGGCGUUGUAGCGAAGCAACACGCAGGACCAGCCACUUUUCUGUCCUAUAUUAUCGCGGGCUUCGUUUCAUUUCUCUCCGCUAUGUGUUACGCGGAGUUCGCCGCUAGGGUACCGCGGGCCGGGUCUAGUUACUCGUACGCCUACGUCACAGUAGGGGAGUUCAUCGCCUUUGUCAUAGGUUGGAAUAUCCUACUAGAACACUGCAUUGGCGGAGCGUCCACCGCAAGAGCCUGGAGCGGCUCCUUCGACACUCUCUUUGGGAAUGUUAUAAGGAACUGGACACUAGAGCACGCAAGUUUCCAAGGACAGCCGUCCUGGUUGGCGCAAUAUCCCGACUUCAUCGCGCCAUUGUUUUUAAUCAUAUUAUGCAUAGCUGUCGCAUUCGGGGCGAAGACAUCGGUAAAUAUCAACAUGGUCGUCGCUGUAACGAACAUCAUCUUCACAAUCUUGAUUUCUGUUUUGGGGUAUUAUUACGCGAAACCGGAGAACUGGACUUCAGUUCCGUUCGCGCCAAACGGUGUCGGUGGGGUCGUCGUCGGCGCCUCCAUGUGUGUCUACGCUUACAUCGGCAUUGAUGGUAUUUCUGUCGCAGGGGAGGAGGCGAAGUCCCCUACUAAGUCGAUCCCGCGAGCUAACACCAUCGCACUCAUUGUCGUGACGGUCAUGUACGUAGCGAUGUCCCUGGCGUUGGUUCUCGUGGUCCCGUACACGAGUCUAUCAAUGAGUGCACCUUUUGCGGAGGCCUUUGACAGUUUAGGGCACCGCUGGAUCAAGACUAUCGUAAUCGUCGGGACUUUGAUCGCCAUAACCUGCACCACACUCGGACACACAUUCUCCGCACCGCGAACGAUGUACGCCAUGGCCGGCGACGGAGUAAUCUUCAGAUUUAUCAGUUACGUGAAUCCCCGGACACAGACACCACUUGUGGCCGUUUUGAUUUUCCUCAUCAUAGCUGCGGUCCUGACGGUCCUAUUCAACUUGGAACAGCUGGCAAAUAUGAGUUCCAUUGGGACAAUCCUGACAUUUUUCGGCGUUUCCGCCUGUGUUAUCGUGCUGCGAUAUCAGCCAAGGCAAGGCGAAUGCACUGACGAGACUCAGUUGGUCGACAAUGCUACCGAUAAUGAUCAAAAAAGUGAUCCCGACACCUACGAAAUUUGGAACAAUAGCGGAAGACUAAAACCAAAAUUCAAGGAUUUCCCGAUUCUGAAAAACAUGGCGCCCGGAAGUGCUGUCGUCAUGGCAACCGGUUCCAUGAGUGUCGCCAUGUUGGUUUUGUGUUGUGUUGCGAUUCUAGGAAUGAAACACUUGGCUUCUGGCACCGCCUGGGCCGUUCUAGUGACUAUAUUCUCCGUCCUCUGGUUAGUGGCGUCAUUCACCGUCCUUCUGCUCCAUGAGCAGGACUCUCAGAUCACAACAUACAAGGUGCCCUUUGUACCGCUGCUGCCCUCUAUCAGCAUGCUGCUCAACAUGGCGCUGUUGCUCAACCUUGAAGUUGCCGUUUGGAUUCGGCUUGGAGUAUGGAUGACUGCAGGGUUUUUGAUUUAUUUUGCCUACGGAAUACACCACACUUUUGAAAGUACGAACACACUGACCGUGGCCCAGCCGAAGAAUUAUGCGUCGAUGGAUGAUAGCUGCCAAAACGAAGACCGUCCACGAUCUGAGAAAGGAAAGGAAUCGUAACCACGUGACCGAAGUCGAAGUGAAUGUGAACUUCAGCCGAUUGGCUUAUAGUAGAAUCGGACUGUCCAAUCAGAUAAUAAAUUAUGUGUCUUGACCUACUUUCAAAUGCUGGUACUUGGGGUACAGGGUAGUCCAAAAAAGGGUGCAAUAAUACCGCAAUUUCUUCAAAUACUGUCAUUUGCUAGGGUUUUACUACAAGGGUGGGCACUACUGUAAGAUUUUUUAUCUUCAAGAAGCAUUCGGAAGAUUCAGUCGUUUUCGUCAGAUUUUUUAUUAAUUGAUGAGAUCAUAACAAGCUUCACCCUGCUGUAUCACAGCGGCAACCCUCUC
This is a messenger RNA of Lineus longissimus, 3340 nucleotides long. RefSeq names its product cationic amino acid transporter 4-like. Lineage: Eukaryota; Metazoa; Nemertea; Pilidiophora; Heteronemertea; Lineidae. The coding region runs from base 1163 to 3010 and encodes 615 amino acids. Gene Ontology annotation, cellular component: plasma membrane. The record is from RefSeq and is a predicted model, not a curated record. Gene Ontology annotation, biological process: amino acid transport; transmembrane transport. The transcript is spliced from 3 exons. Gene Ontology annotation, molecular function: amino acid transmembrane transporter activity.